Molecule: messenger RNA, 7096 nt
Organism: Colossoma macropomum (tambaqui)
Lineage: Eukaryota; Metazoa; Chordata; Actinopteri; Characiformes; Serrasalmidae
Gene: pappa2
Product: pappalysin 2
Exons: 23
Coding region: 1352-6640 (1762 amino acids)
Molecular function (GO): metallopeptidase activity
Source: RefSeq, a predicted model, not a curated record
UCGAAAAAAAAAUAAAUAAAUAAAGAAUAUAUUUAAAAGCCCCGAUGAAGUGUGCAAAGGGAUCGGAGGCACAAGGGGAACAUAAAGCCUGGGAACACGCAAGGAAAGAGGAGUUUUACGCAUAGACCGGUGAUCUUUAAAAGAAAAAAAAAGAAUCUUUUCAUUUCGCCUCGUUCAACUCACGGUUUCCAGCAGACCGUUUUUCUGCUGUCACGCGCUUCAGAAGACAAACCCUGCGAUGACAGAGAGGAGCCGUUUGUCACUGUCAGGUGGUGGACACUGGAAAACCGGCUAAUUUGUUAAAAAAUUAAGUGGACUUUCCACAGAUUUUAGCUAGCUGUGCUGUUAAAUAAAGAAAAAUAAAGAAAGACUCAACAGACGCGCACGUUGGUACCACCACGGACGAACCGACCACGGGCUCAGAGAGGCAAGUGGCGAGACCUCAGAUAACCUUCACCAAAGUUUUUAUCUAACCUCACAAGUGGUGUUAUUAGAAUCGACAGAAACCUGUCAGACUGCGUGUCCAGUUACAUCACGAACACUGACUGUAUGGAGUAGUUCGCUUCAUGGUAUUUAAGGUUAGUGUUCAGUGUUACCUCAGCAGGUCACUUUGUUUUCGCGCGCAAAUGAGCGUCAAAGUUAUAUUUGUCUUUCCUGUGCCUUUGGAGAAAUCGUGCUAACACCACAACAGGCUUCUACAAGACUUUUUUUCUCUCAAGAUGAAUGAAGAAGGUGCACAGUGAUGUCCCGGUAACAGGAACAGCUCUGUUUUAACUUUAGGCACUCCAAAACAUACGGACGAAAGCAAAGUAUAUGUUGAAAACUCUAGGCUGUUUUGGCUGGUCAAUGAGGCGACUAGUUGAAAAGUACAGUAAUCGACUGCAUAUAGGCUAAUCGAGUCGUAUAGGCUACAUCACUUUCAUGCACUGGUAAUUCCUGUUCCUGUAGUUGUUUUUUGUGUGACUUGGAUGGAGUUGAGAAAGAAAAAGAAAUAUACAGACAAUAAUACGGAGUUAAUUUUUUUCUUAACCCGCAUUUUACGAAUAAUAAAGAUGAACAAUACCGUUUUCUCAUCACGGUGAUGUUAGCGUAACAACGGCCAAUAAUAGCGGGGCCACCAGGCUGUAUUUACGCCCUAAUGUACCUACUUGGUGACAGUAGGUCUUGUGGGAAGUUUUGACUGGAGUUAUAUCGGUGUCACGCGUUGUUAUUGCUGCUUUUCAUUCCUUUUGCUGCUACUAAUUGUCGUUUAGUCUUUGGAAACGACAAAAGAAAUAAAAACGUGAGCCAAUUCUCAAACUGAUCAUAUCGAUCGAUUAGUACACGUUGUGUGAGGUUCAUAGAUGUGAGGAUGUUUUUCAGACUACUGGCUGUUGUUCUCAUAAUAUUCCACACGUGGCUGCUAAACUCGGCUAAGUCCGACCAUAUUCAGCGGUAUAAGCGGAGUCUGUCUCAGCGGGCGGACAGGUCUCAGGCCGCUUUAGGGCAGGAGCAGUGCGGCUCCGUGAGCCGAAGACGACCGUACAGAUCCGCGGUCCGACACCACCAACUAGCGGCCGUAACAGGUCGGUACAGCCGGCUGCCGGACCUUCAUCACAGGAUUGCGAGGUCCUCCUGCUCAGGGGGGUGCAGUUUGGAUGGAAGUGAUGCCUUUGGACUGCGCGAUGGGCCUCCGUGGGAGAGCAGCGGUCAAAAAAGUCAGGACAAAUCAGAACGUGAGCCUGACAAAUGGAAUGGUGAAAGGAGGCCACGUUUGAGAACAGACAAAAUGCUGGACUCUUUUGAACCUGGAUCCGCCUCUGCUGAGGCAAGAGCCGUGGCUUGGGAUGGCAAUAUGUCAAACAGAAGAGUCCGCAGGUCGUCCCAAUUGAAGGAAAAGCAGGAUGGUCGGAUGGACCGCUUCUCUUCAGUGAGAAGGGUUCCUCGCAGUCCACCAGAAAUCCGCAGUAAAAGAAAGGAGCAUCCAGGUGACGUGGCAUUUGAGCAGGACAUCCGCACUUCUGAGGGGAGUGAGGACUACUCGGGGGAGCAGGAGGGCCAGGUCAGCCCAGGUGCAGAGCCGUGGGGGGCAGAGGUCCGAGAUGUCCCUCCAAAGUGGAUGACGGCCCUGUACUUCAGAGGUCAGAGAGAGCAGCUUAAGGUGAACCCCACAGCUGACGUGGAACUCCCACGCUCUAGGUUCACCUUGGAACUGUGGAUCAAGCCAGAGGGAGGUCAGAACAAUCCGGCCGUUAUAGCAGGUGUGUUUGACAACUGCUCCCAUGCACACAGUGAAAGAGGGUGGUCUGUCGGAGUCCGGACGGUUGAGCCCACAAGGAGAAAGGAUGGCAGGUUUUUCUUUGCCCUCCGCACGGACCGUGCACUCAAAUCCACAACUCUCACAGGGCACCAGUUCUACCAGCCCAGCAUCUGGACUCAUUUGGUAGCUAGAUAUGAUGGCCACCGGAUGGCACUGUUCAUAGAUGGCUCAAAGAUUGCAGAGAGUAGACAGCAGUCAGGUGACUUAUAUAGCCCCUUUAUCAAGGAUUGUCGUGUGCUUUUGCUCGGAGGGGAUCAGUCGAAUACAGGCCAUGGUUUUCGGGGUUACAUAGGAGGUGUUAUUCUGUGGAAUCAUGCGCGAGCUCGGGAGGAGCUGUUUAAAAGCUUCUUUAAACACUCUGAACACCAGCGCCCCCUCUUGGCCUUAUGGGCUGACUUUUCUGAUGUGAAGCAGCAAUGGAUACCAUACAAAGACCACCAUCAUCCAACCAUUGUGGCCUUUCCUGCCCCUGAGCAAGAGUUGGUGUCCCCUUUCCUGCCUCCACCUUGUGGGGUGACCACUUGCGACAAUCCAGAUGUUGUCCUCAGCUACAACCAGCACUGGCAGCUGCGGGCUCGCAAACGACUGCGCUACCGCGUGGUGAACAUUUGUGCUGAUGACGGCAGCCAUCCCACCGUUUCACAGCAGCAGAUCCAGCAGCAGCACAAGGCCUUGGAAGAAGCUUUCCAGCCAUACAACCUGACACUGGAGCUCAGUGUGCUCACAGUACACAACUCCUCACUGCAGCGCCGCUUCAUCCUCAGCAACUGCCACAUUGCCAAAGUGGGCAAUCGCCACUGUGACCACGAGUGUGACCACCCGGUAACGGGCCAUGAUGGCGGCGACUGCCUGCGUCUAGGAACGUGCUACAACUGGAUGAGGGGCGAUGGUGUCUGUAAUCCUGAGUGCAAUGGUAUCCACUAUGACUAUGAUGAUGGAGACUGCUGCGAUCCACAGGUCACUGAUGUCACAAGGACCUGCUUUGACCCUGAGUCUCUUGAGAGGGCUUACCUGAGUGUGAAAGAACUCAAGGAGCUGCUUCACCUGAGCAGUUCAGACACACUCAACGUGUUCUUUGCCAACAACUCUGCUCGGGAGGAGCUUGCUGGGGCUGCCACAUGGCCCUGGGCCAAGGAGGCCCUUACACAUCAAGGUGGAAUGAUACUGAACCCAUCCUACUUCGGCACUGUUGGAUACAGCAACACCAUGAUCCAUGAAAUGGGUCAUAUUUUUGGACUGUACCAUGUCUUCAAGGGGGUGAGUGAGAGGGAAUCAUGUGAUGACCCAUGUCAGGAAACUACAGCGUCCAUGGAGACAGGAGAUUUCUGUGCUGACACAGCCCCAACCCCAAAGUCUAAAGCCUGCAGAGACCCUGACCCAGUCAAUGACACCUGUGGCUUGACCUACUAUCAUGAUACACCCUACAAAAACUAUAUGAGCUACACAGAUGACAACUGCACCAACCACUUCACAUCACAUCAAGUAGCUCGGAUGCACUGCUACAUCGACCUGGUGUACAAAAAUUGGGUUCAAGACAGAAAGCCCACCCCUGUUCCACUUGCACCUAUGGUGAUUGGCCAAGAUGCCGACUCUGUCUCAAUUCAUUGGCUGCAUCCAAUCAGUGGGCCUCUUAUGCAAAGGGAGGAGGGUGUGAAUUGCCAGUUGUGUGAUGAACACGGAGUGCUUCAUCAGUAUGCCUUUGAGGCCACUUCCCCUCACACCUGCGACACUAGUGGGUACUGGACUCCAGAAGAAGCCGUGGGUGCCCCUGAUGUGUACCAGCCUUGUGAGCCUAGCAUGCGUUCUUGGAGCCCAGAGUUCAGUCUCUAUGAGGCCAAUAUGACCUCUCCGUGUCCCCAGACUGAAGGUUGUGUUCUCCAGCUCUAUUUCCAGCACCCUGUGGUUCCAGACACUCUAACUGUGUGGAUCACCUACAUCUCUACCAACAGCCAGGCUAUAUCCAAUCUGGAGUUCAUCCUGGAGACAGGCGAGUCUGUUCAUGCCGGCCCUCAGCAGGCCUUCUGCGAUGUGCCUCUGACUCUGCGUGUCAACAUCAACAAGAAAGUGAAAGCCAUUAAAAUUUGCACCUUUGACAAGAAGCUGGAGAUUGAUGCUGCGUUGCUCACUUCACGGCCCCAGAACCCCGUCUGCUUCAGCUGCCGGAUGCUCCUGUACCGUGUGCUUCGAGAGCCGCCCAUCAGAGAGGACUGGGGCCCAGUCAUACUCAAACAAACCACAUACACUGACAGUGAUGUACAGAGUGGAGUAAAUUACACGUACAAGAUCCAGGUGGAGGCAGAUGGUUUGUUAAGUGAGCUCUCUCCUGCCCUGAUCUACACCCAUGGACAGCAUUACUGUGGAGACAGCCGGCUACAGGGGAAUGAGGAGUGCGACGAUGGGAAUCUGUUAGACGGAGAUGGCUGCUCCAAAAAAUGCCGCAUGGAGCCAGGCUUCAACUGUGUGGGUCAGCCCAGCCAUUGCUACAUUUUCGAAGGUGACGGAGUGUGUGAAGAGUUCGAGAGAGGUUCUAGCAUUCAGGAUUGUGGCUUCUUCACUCCAGAGGGCUUUGUUGACCAGUGGGCUUCUGAUGCCUCUGCCUCCCACCAGGACCAACGGUGUCCUGCACUGGCUGCCACGGGGUUGCCUGAUCUCAGUCAGAUGUGCAGGUCUCAAUAUGUAGAGAUAAAUGAUGCUCUAACACGAGAUGCGUGGAUCCCCUGUACCGCUCAGUCCCAUCUCAACAACUACUAUGAACACAGUCAGUCUGUGUGGCUAAGGGUGGGAUUUGAGAGGCCUGGAGUAGCAGCCUCUGUCCUCAUCUAUCUGGCCUAUGAUGGAGGACUGCAUGGACAACACUGCAGGAGAACAGUAUCUGUACAACUGUGCGACACCGUUGGCAAAAACCACACACUCGGUACCUACGGGCUGUCGUGCCAGCGCAACCCACUGGUGGUAAAUGUGACUCACAACUUGAGCCUGCCAUUUUUCCAAACAGCCGCAGUGCUGCUGAACUUCUCUACAGCCCAUGUGGCGGUGCUGGGGGUCGCCCUGCGUACGUCCUGCCAUUUCAGCGCCUUCACCCUGACUGGGUGUGUGCACAGGCCCUGUAGCAUAGGCUUGUGCAGUGCUGUGAAUGUAGAUCACGCUUCGGUCAACUGCACUCCCAGCCCAGACCCCUUACGCUGCUCUGUCGCCUGUCACCAUGGAUACACACUCAGUGUGCUUAGUGGUCCAGGCCUUCGUCAUCAACAGAGAGAGACAGAUCUGAGCUGUGAAAAUGGUGUUUGGGACCGUGGGGUCACCUGUAAGCUGGUGGAUUGUGGCUUUCCCGAUGAGUCACACGUCUACUUUGCCUCCUUCUCCUGCCCCUGGGGCACCACCUUCGGCAAGCAGUGCACUUUCUCCUGCAACUCCCCCGCCAUCCUGCAGGGUGAGAGUGAUACGUUGGCCUGCCUUGAAGAUGGGCUGUGGUCCUUCCCUGAAGCAUAUUGUAAAAUCGAGUGCCUGGAUCCACCAGUCAUUCCCAAUGCAAAACUCUUGCCCUCCCAGUGUGAAGGCAGCAGGCAUGAUGUGGGCACUGUGUGCCGCUACAAAUGCAACCCUGGUUACUAUGUCACUUCCCUGAGCAAAAAACCAAGAAAGAGAUUUCUGAGGCUGGAGUGUUUAGAGGGAGGCAGGUGGCAACAGGGUGGUUGUUCCCCUGUCUCAUGCCCUGCUCUGCCUGCCAUGUUUGAGGGCAUGUACACGUGCACCAACCACCUGGACUUUGACAGUGUUUGUACUCUACACUGCCCGGAUGCUAGUGAGAGGUAUACAAUUCGAUGUACCAAAGAUGGCAGGUGGACUGAAGACUUCUCCAUGUGUGAGAAGAUUGAGGGAGCUUGCCAGGCCCCUCCAGAGCUCAACUUUGUAGAGUACACCUGUGAUGAUGGUUAUGGUGUAGGUGCGGUCUGCUACCCAACAUGCAUUGUGGCCUUGAGUGACCCUGUGGUGUUGGCCAGUAAUUCCACAGCUGAUACUCUCAAACACUGGGUCCUGCCCACUAAGGUUCAGAGCAUUGUGUGUACAGGCACAAUGAGUUGGCAUCCAAACCCGAAGCAAAUCUACUGCAUUCAGUCCUGUGAGCCAUUUGCUGGAGACGGAUGGUGUGACACCAUCAACAACAGAGCCUACUGCCAAUAUGAUGGAGGUGACUGCUGUCCAUCCACUCUUUCCACUAGAAAGGUCAUCCAGUUUGGUGUAGACUGCGAUCAUGAUGAAUGUACAUGUCGAGACCCUGAGGCAGAAGAGAACAAGGGGAAAGCUGAGCAGGUUGAACAAGCUGAGUCUGGAGCUGUGUGAGGUGAAGAACUCCAUCACUGCUUUCAGGAAAAAAACCUCAUAAGAAAAGUCUGCCCAAUCCAAAGCAGCAAGCAGCUCCAGCAACACAAAUACACACCUCUGUUCAAACAUUACUCUAUAAAAUCUUCACUAAUAUAUUUUGAGAAGCUUUAACAUUGGAGUAGUUGUAGAUCACAUAUUUUAACAUUUUAUCUAGAAAGCAUUUGUAAACGCCAUAGCAACCAAAAGCUCUCCAUGUUUAUUUCAUAUAUAGCAGAAUUUUAAAAAAGUUUUAUACUGAUUAAUGUACUGAUGGGUUGUUUAGUGCCACAUUUUCUGUUAAACAUGUCUUCAGCCGGCACAAUUCUGCAUCAGUGGUACUGAUUUACAGUAUAUGCAUGAAUGCUUUGAAUUAAAAAGCAAACUGAAUUGAAAGUAUAUGACCUACAGUUCUUCUAUGUCAUUCUACCUGUCAAA